GUAAGGUAGUUCUUAUUUAUGACCUCAGAGCAAGGAGCUGGCUUGAGGGCAGUCGUGGGCCGAAGUGAGAGUGGAGGUUAAAGGUGGCGAGAUAGCUGCUGUUGACUUUGCAACUGCCACUUGAAACAUGGAACAAAACAGGUGAGAACUGCUAGACUUUGAUUAGGGGGCCAAGCACUUUGAGGUUCCACUUAAGCAGAGGUGUUCAGAUUUUCCAAAACCCAAAAAAACCAUCUGGAAAGGAUUGAAAAACCUUCCAGAAGGUAAGCAAAGUCCAGCACUCUUCAGGAGGGUAUCCCGACCUGGAUCAGACCACCGGGGGACAUUUUAUGUGAUACAGAUCUUCAUCAAGUAUUCACCCUGGAGCCAUCGUUACUGGACAAAGAGGAGGGACAGACGCUGGUUCCAAUGGAGCCCAACAUCUCGGGGACUUUCCUCUUCAACAACAGCCUGAACCAGUUCCCCUCGGACAUCAAGGCACCCAUGUGCCAGUACUCCGUGUCCAACACCUUCUACAAGCUCAGCCCUGCUAACCUCAACGCCCAGCUGCAGGCGGGCACCCCCCACGGCAUUAGCGACAUCCUGAGUCGCUCCAUGGUGGGAUCCCCCACAAACACCAGCCUGAUCCCGGGAUACUCCACCAUGGGCGGCUUUGGGACGGCCAUGCCAAGCCCGGGCGUGUAUUAUAACAGGGAUUACACCCCUGCAGGGAUGGCCACUUUUCCCAAAACCAGCACCGAGUGCCCAGGCAUGAAAGCACGAAGCAGCUGCUGGGCUGAUGGAGGGUACGACUGGAGAGGAGGAAGACAACAGUGUGGCAACUCAGACAGCGGACAUGCUGCAGAGACAGCGGGCAGAAAGAAACACACCCGGCCCACGUUCAGUGGACACCAGAUCUUCGCCCUGGAGAAAACCUUCGAGCAGACCAAGUACUUAGCAGGACCAGAGAGAGCCAGACUGGCGUAUUCACUGGGCAUGACCGAGUCACAGGUCAAAGUGUGGUUCCAGAACCGGCGUACGAAGUGGCGUAAGAAGAGCGCGUCUGAGCCGAGCUCCACGCAGGCCAGCCGGGCGGAGAGCGGCCGGGACGGCUCGGAAAACGAGCUGGAGGACGAGGAGUACAACAAACCGCUGGACCCCGACUCGGACGAUGAGAAGAUCCGUCUGCUGCUGCGCAAACACCGCAGAGCUUUCUCUGUGCUGCGUCUGGGACCCCACCACGUCUGAUACAACACAAACACACACACACACACACACACACACACAUAUAUGCCACAGUGUUUACCAGAGGUGGGUAGAGUAUCCUGGAAACAAGUACAGGAGCUGUGUUUUUCAAUGCAGUGACUUUGCACUGAAGAAAGUGAUGAGUUUACUUGAUUCAUUUCCACUGGAAUAAAAUAGAACAAUCCGUUUGCCACUUUCUGGCAGCAGCUGUGUUGAUGUGAUAUAUUUCAUUCAUGUGGUAAUGAAUGAAUCACUUUAGUAGCAAAAUAGCAAAAAUCAGAAGUAUCAGGUCCACAAACUGCUUGUAUUAUAACCCGGCAUAUUAGGAACUGAAGCUUGUUUGUCUCCUCUUGUUGGGAUCAUUUUGGUUUGAAUUAAAAUGCUAAAGCUUGAAAGGAGCAACAGCAAAGCAGUCUAGAGCUGAACCACCAUAACAGAAUGAACUUAAACAGAAAAAAAGAAAUUAGUAACUAAAUGUGAAGAACUAAACUGUACCUGAGUAAAAUGUAGAUUCCUUUACAAAUAGAGUCAGAGUACUUAAGUACAUGUAAUUUGUAGUAUUUGGUUACUACCCACCUCUGGUGUUUACAUUAGUACAGUGUACUGUGCAAAUGUCAGAGACCGCCCAUCAUUCAAGUUCCAAUCAAAAUCAGAAAAUAAAACAGAAGCCUCAACAACUAAAUAGAUUUUGUUCCAGUAUUUAGUAUAUUCAUCCUCUGCCUUUAUUACAGCUACGAUUCUUUUCAAGAGACUCGCUUUCAGCUUUCAGAAAUCUGCAGGAAUAUUUUUCAAUCUUAGAGUUGAGUUCAGUCUUAGUUGGUUGGUUGCAUUUUCUUUUUUUCACAAUUCAGGAUUCAAGGGUGGUCAUUGUUCUUUGCAAAUAUUCCUCCUUUUUUGUCUAGUUUCUUUUCUCAGUAACAGCUUCUUGACAGCUACACAUCCUUUCAGAACCAUAGUGCUGAGUUGUGUUCUCACAGUGAAAGGAUGGACAGAAACAGCUGUGGAUUUUUUCAGGUCUGAAGCAAGAGCGGAGCUUGAUUUUCUCAUAGAUGAAAGCUUUAAGAGUUUAUCUGAUGAGGACAGUUUUGGUAUCUACCAGGGCUGCAUUCAGCCCAGACAAAACAUUUGCUUUUACCGAUGGUGGUGUGUUGAAUACUCUAUUGUGUUGUGCAAGCAUUGCAACUGCGGCAGCUAAGAAGGCCAUUCUUGGCAUCGUUUUUCGAAGAAUUUUCAGAGGCUAAUGAAAUACAUUUAAAUAUGUGUUUAAUACGUCAAAAUACAUCCACAAUACAUCUUCAGUUGUUGCGUACACCAAGCUGCAGUGGCCGCAUUUGUAGAGGACUUUAUUAGAAUCCAUAGUGCGCAUUUCCUUCUCAAUACGGCAGGGUUUAUAUACAUGUCUGCUGAUUGGGUAACUCCUCUGACACACCCAUCGAAGAGAGAAAACGUACCUUAAGGCCCGUCACUCAACAUAUUGCACCAUUUUGACGAAACAUGGUGUUCAGCCCGGAAACUAUAGCAAGAUAGUGCCAACGUUCUGAGAUAGAACGAGCCCCAGGUCUAACAAGGCUGCCCCCUUUUCUCUCUAUCAUUUGGUCAUUUUAUCUUUUAGUGAGUUCCAGUUUUGGAAACCACUGUUUUUUGUGCAUGUGGAUUAUCUUGUGUCUACUAUUGAGAAACAUCUGAAACAGGAAAAACGUACAUUAUGGCCGUCUUGAGUGGAAAUGAAAUAAAUGAAGGGUGGUCUCUGACUUCACCCUGUACUUCAAAUUCAGCAGUGAUAUCUUUUCAUACACUAACCUUCCUUUGUGACUCGAGGAAGUCUGAGUCUGAUAUUAACACUGCACUGUAUCCCAUACACUCUCAUUUCUAGUACUUCUUGUUUCAGCCCUACAUCUAUGUACAUAAUUUCCAAGAAUAUGUCUAUUAUUUAUUGAAUUUGAGAGGCUCUUCAACAUGUCCUUAGAACAGUGACUCUUUCGUCACAGAUAUGUAUGAAAAUGUUAAGCACGUCUCGGUUAUG
This is a messenger RNA of Colossoma macropomum (tambaqui), 3247 nucleotides long. It is a transcript of the gene nkx6-3, whose product is annotated as NK6 homeobox 3. Gene Ontology annotation, biological process: cell differentiation; regulation of transcription by RNA polymerase II. NCBI's taxonomy places the organism in Eukaryota, Metazoa, Chordata, Actinopteri, Characiformes, Serrasalmidae. The record is from RefSeq and is a predicted model, not a curated record. Gene Ontology annotation, cellular component: nucleus. The coding region runs from base 409 to 1227 and encodes 272 amino acids. Gene Ontology annotation, molecular function: DNA-binding transcription factor activity, RNA polymerase II-specific; RNA polymerase II cis-regulatory region sequence-specific DNA binding. The transcript is spliced from 3 exons.